AUGGCAACACCUCGUAUCUCAGCCUGCCUCCCCCCUGAUGUAGACCCCACCAAAGCUGCUCUGGCCUUUGGGAGGAGGGCCCUUCCCAAACUCAAUGAGGAGCUGCAGUCUCCCGAGCUGCUGAGCCAGCAGCGGGCGCUGAUGGCUCUCUGCGAUCUGGUCCAUGAUCCAGAAAAAGUCUACCAGGCAAUAGCGUUAGGAUUCUUGGACAGCCUGAAGACUUUGCUGGUGCAUCAAGACCAAACUGUCCGGCAAAAAACAACAGAAGUUCUCUCUGUAAUGGCUUUUCACAGUACUGGCAGGGAAGGGCUAAUACGAAGUGGAGUCAUUUCUGCCCUCACUGGGCUCUUGGAUGAUCCAGUAGAUAUCUGUCGGAAGAACACCCAUCAGAUUUUUGACAUGCUGGCAAAAUUACCUGAAGGGGCUGGCAGUGUCCUGCGGGCUGGCUUGAUUCCCACCCUGGUCCUGAAGCUGAACACAGAGUUGGAUGAGAUCCAGGAGCUAAUCCUUGAUACACUCUCCAACUGUCUCCGUGUGGAGGUUUCUGAAGCCCUGGCAGCUGGUGCCCUUACUGUUCUGAAGGAAAAGCUCUCACACCCCUCCACAGCCAUCAGGAGCAAAGCAGCCUGGGUCCUCUUAGAAAUCAGUUCUCAUGCCGAGGGGAAAACUGCGGUGUGCAAAGAAGAGGUGAUUCCCGUGCUGGUGAGCCUGCUGGAACACACAGAGCCCGAAGUUCAAGCUAACUCAGCAGGAGCGCUGAUGUUUGCUGUUGUUACACCUCAGGGGAGAUCCUCAGCCAUGGGUGCUGAAGCCGUUCCACCUUUACUGGCGCUGGUUGCUGAGGAAACCAGCAAAGCGCGUUUGAACGCAAUCCAAACCCUCACCCUGCUGGCUGAGCUGCCAGAGGGCCGCAAGACGCUGCUGGGUCACAGGGGCGCGUUUCAGCGGUGUCUGCACGAUCCCAGCGAGGCCGUGCAAAGAGCUGCCGAAAUCGCCAUCGCCGUGAUCGACUGGAAACCCUUCUGCAGCCGCGAUCUUUUCUAG
Molecule: messenger RNA, 1044 nt
Organism: Cinclus cinclus
Lineage: Eukaryota; Metazoa; Chordata; Aves; Passeriformes; Cinclidae
Gene: RSPH14
Product: radial spoke head 14 homolog
Exons: 6
Coding region: 1-1044 (347 amino acids)
Molecular function (GO): protein binding
Source: RefSeq, a predicted model, not a curated record